AUGGAGGGUGGGAGCAGCACCAGCGAUGCCUCUGCAGACAGGAGGGCUGCAGCUCACCCCACAGCUCCGACCAGCACUUUUUGGAUCAUCUUGUCCAUUGCUUUGUUCUUUGCAGUGGUUGGCAUCAGCAUCCUAGGGGUUCUCAGCUUCUCCCCCAGCUCUGCCCAGGCUGGCUCUCAGCUUGUCCGGUUAACGCUCCAGGGCCAGCAGGACCCUCUGAGGAACCAGACAGCCUUGGUGGACAAGGCCAGGAGCACUGUGACCUACUACAUAACCUCCCAGAGUAACCAGAGCGCCGUGGUGCUGUAUGACAGCAGGAACGGCUACGUGUGCUACAAGCCUGUGGAGCAGCAUGCAUGCUACCUGAGGAGGAUGGACUCCUGGGACCUCCAGACCCUGCAGAUACCACUCAACAUGUCUGAGCAGAGAGCUCAUCAGCUGCUGCCUCAGAACAACCAGACCAAGUACUACCGGGAGUUCCUGGGCAUUCUGGCAGGGGAAGAGGUGGACCCCAAAAGCCUGGGGGAGGCUGUGCAGACCCUGUGUGACCAGACAUCCAUCUUCUGGGUCAGGAGAGGGGAGGGUCCCGGGAAGCAGCGCCUGAUCUACCUGUGCAUUGACAUCUGUUUCCCAAGCAACAUUUGUGUCUCUAUCUGCUUCUAUUACCUCCCCGAGUAAGUCCUGCCACCACAGGUGCCCUCUGCUGCCCUACAUACUUGAACUGGAUUCCUGGAAAGCCUCUUUUUUCAGCAAGGAAGGUAACACAGCUACAUUAUUCCUGAACCAGACUUCAGGAAAACCAGGACUCUGCUGGGC
Pogoniulus pusillus (Red-fronted tinkerbird) is the source of this 816-nucleotide messenger RNA. It is a transcript of the gene BRICD5, whose product is annotated as BRICHOS domain containing 5. Gene Ontology annotation, biological process: regulation of cell population proliferation. The record is from RefSeq and is a predicted model, not a curated record. Lineage: Eukaryota; Metazoa; Chordata; Aves; Piciformes; Lybiidae. The transcript is spliced from 6 exons. Bases 1 to 678 code for a protein of 225 amino acids.